Sphaeramia orbicularis (orbiculate cardinalfish) is the source of this 4559-nucleotide messenger RNA. RefSeq names its product zinc finger and BTB domain containing 2b (gene zbtb2b). The record is from RefSeq and is a predicted model, not a curated record. Gene Ontology annotation, molecular function: protein binding; DNA-binding transcription factor activity, RNA polymerase II-specific. Gene Ontology annotation, biological process: regulation of transcription by RNA polymerase II. Gene Ontology annotation, cellular component: nucleus. The transcript has 3 exons. Lineage: Eukaryota; Metazoa; Chordata; Actinopteri; Kurtiformes; Apogonidae. Bases 280 to 1872 code for a protein of 530 amino acids.
AUUAACGUUAACUCAACCGCCCCCAGCUUGCUCAACGGAUUUUACAACGGCUGUUUUUUUUUUUUUUUUGGCUGGUUUUACCCACAGUCAUGUGAUUGUAACGUAAAACCCCUAACCGGAAAGCACCGACGGACGACCCUCUCCGCCGCCAACGAAUGCUGCGUUUGCAAAGGAACAGUACAAGCUGCUGCGAACCCAGUGAGGACGGACGAGUCCCCGGUAACAAACAACGGCGACACGGCAAAACUACACGGAUUUACGCGGAGACCAGGUUGAAGAAUGGAGUUGGCCAACCAUGGUCUUAUCCUGCUGCAGCAGCUUAAUGCUCAGAGGGAGUUUGGCUUCCUGUGUGACUGCACUGUGGCUAUAGGAGAUGUCUUCUUCAAAGCCCACAAAGCUGUCCUCGCUGCCUUCUCAAACUACUUCAGGAUGCUCUUUAUUCACCAGGACAGUGACUGUGUGCGUCUGAAGGCUGCUGACAUCCAGCCAGAUAUCUUCAGCUACCUCCUCAACCUGAUGUACACAGGGAAACUGGCCCCCCAGCUUAUAGAUCCUGCACGGCUGGAGCAGGGGGUCCGAUUCCUGCAUGCGUAUCCACUCCUGCAAGAGGCCAGCCAGUCCGUGUACUCACACCCAGAGCAGAGCAUCAACCUCUCCACCUCCCUCUACGGCAUCCAGAUCUCUGACCAGCAGGUGGCGGUCUCGUCCAGACUGUCCACCCGGCGGCAGCUCUCUUCACCCUUUGAGAUGGACCAGCCCAGCUCUGAAGGGAAGUAUCCGUCCACACCAGCCACCACACCAGCUACAUAUUCAAAUUCUGUACCGUCCAAGCUCACCCUCUCACCCCCGGAGGCGGAGGCGUCCACCAGCGGAGCAAAGCCUCCAACUGAUGAGGGCAAAACAGAAUUGCUUAAUGCAGACGGCUCUUCAAGUGGUGCCAUCCUCCAUGUAAAGCCCAGCAUCAUGAAGAGGAUCACCUCCUUCCGGAAGCAUUACUCCUGUCAUCUGUGCAGGACUCGAUUUAGCCAGAGAAGUCUGCUGAGGGAGCACCUCCUCCAGCACACCCAGGCUCUGCAGCAGCCGCUGUCGGAGCCCAGCAGUGCUCUCUCACCAGUCAUCACUGGAGAACCCAGCGUGGAAGGAGAGGGAGUCCUGAAGGGAAGUAAAGCCGGGUCUGGUGUCUCUGCUGCUGCUGCUACAGCUGUCGAGAUCAUCAGUGACAACGAGCAGACGCCUGUUUCAGGUACCAACUCGGACUCACCCCGAGCAGAGGUGUCCACAUCAGGGUGGGGUGUAGGUGGGCUAAACUCCCAGGCAGACACACCACCGCCAUCAGACAUCGCAGAUAUCGAUAACCUGGAGAGCGCUGACUUGGACCGGGAAGUGAAGCGACGAAAGUAUGAAUGCUCCACCUGCGGGCGUAAGUUCAUUCAGAAGAGCCACUGGCGUGAACAUAUGUACAUACACACAGGAAAGCCCUUCAAAUGCAGCGCCUGUGGCAAGAGCUUCUGCCGCGCUAACCAGGCAGCCCGGCAUGUGUGUCUGAACCAAGGGGCUGACACCUACACCAUGGUGGACCGACAGAGCAUGGAACUGUGCGCCGCUGGUGAUGACGCCAGCCAGAUGGAAGCCAUGUUCCUGGGCUCAUCAAAGCCUUACAAAUGUAACAUUUGUGCAACCACCUUCUCUAGUCCUAAUGAAGUGAUCAAACACUUGUGUUUCACCCAGGGGGGGCUAGUGGGGCUGCAGGGAAACACAGGGGUAGGAGCCCUGCUGCAGCGUGACGACUACUCCAAAGAUGAAGGCUCUGAUCUGUCCAACUCCGGCACCCCAUUAGAACCCAUAAAGACUGAGGAGAUCCUCGUAGAAUAGUGCCAAAACUGUGUUUUGUCCUUUUUAACAAUAUGUUUAUUUUCUAAGUUAUGUUUAAUAGGUAAGCUAAGGUGGAGCUAGUCAGGGUAUGUAUGUUGGAGGUUCUCAAUUCUAUUUUUCACAAUUUUUUUGGCUUUGAGGAUGAAGGUUCAUAGUCUACAACUCUAUGGGAUUCAACCCAUAAUCAGCAGAAAAGCAAUUGCAAACUGAUAUUAAAAUGAGACUUAAGGCAAAGUCAAACAGUAUGAAGGAUUUACUCAUCUCAUCUCUGUACUGUUGCUGUUCAUUGGUAUUAGACGGUUGUAUUUUGAGACUGUAGCAUAUUGGUUUCCCCUCCGAGCAGCUGUGGUGAGCCUGCAGUCACAGACCUUAAAUACAAAAGGAAGAGGAAGCUGACAGUUCCGGCCGGCAGCGCGUUGUGAGAUGUGUUGGCUGAACUAGAUUUAAGGAGGAGGAAGUGUGAACUGUUAACAAUACCCCUGAUACUGCACAUAGAGAGUUAGGAAGAGUCAGUGUUCAUGAUCAUAAAUGGACGUUUGUGCUGAUCAUAUACUGCAUUAUAAUUCCACAGCGUAUCCACGUGAGACAAUCUGCGCUCUUAUUUUGAGUAGUCAUUCAGGAAACUAAGUGUCUUCCACUUUACUGUAAUUAGUGACCAUUAUUUUCCUCCUCCCCAGUGUCAUUAAGUUGGAGUACUCUGUUAAUUCCCGAAGUGCGAUUAUGGUUCCUGUUUCAUUACAGCAUUUCAAGCACAACUUCUUCUGAUCUUAAGAGUUUGGCCUCUGAAAAUGGGCCUAAACAAGGGAGAGCAGUCCAUUUUCAUGUUUACAGUUGUACCACUCAUUUCAUAGUUUUACCUUUAGUCCGGUUACUGAUUCCAGGAGCAAUGUCACACGUUACACACGUACCUUGAUUGGAGGCUGUUGUGUACAAUAUUGUACAUCUGUGUAUUGUAUAAUUUGCUAAAAUCUAAUCCUAAAGGCCCUUAAUUUUUAUUUGACAUGCUUUUCUAAUUUUCUAUAGUGUGACAUUUAUAAAUAAUGCAUUACAUUAUAUUGCAAAGCUUUAUGUAUAUUAGCAGAAACAUAGCUUUCAAAAUAGGAGUUAAUUUGAUUUAGCAGAAGUUUAUGUAUUAGGGAUGGGUAUGACAUGUAUUUUUUAUCUAAAAGCAGUAAGUCAUGUCUGAGGUCGAACAGUUUACUGCUUCUUUAUUAAUUGAAAGAUUAUUUAGGACUUCUUCCACUUGAUAAAUUUAAGCUAUAUAUUUAGAUAACUACUUCUGACAUGACUCGUGCAGCUUUAAAAAUCCCUUUUACAUAUUUGCAAAAACUAUGAUUUUCAUACAAUAUAUGAUAUUUAUUACACCUUAUCAUUUACUCUUUGGGAUACACUUUAUACUACUGAUGACUUGAACUUGUGAAAAAUCUCUACAUAGAAGUCCAUAAAAUGUGAAGCAAAAGAAGGCGAUAUGGUAGUUCUUACUAUUAUUUUGCUCCAGUAGUGUGUUAAAUAUCGUUAAGUAUGCCUUGGGUAUGGGGAUACUGCAAACAUAUCCAUGAGCAUCACAGUUUUGACUAAAACUCACCUGAAAUCUUACAUAUUUAAAUGAUUUGGGCCUUUAGUCAGUGGAAGGAGGCUUGGAAUGCAAUCUAUAUUGUGCAGUUAAUAUUAUUUCUCACAACAACAUUGCCUUUCUCUCUGUAAAAAAAUAUUUGUUGAAGUCAUUGUCUUGUUGCUAACUUUUUUUGUAAAGUAAAAAAACAGAUUGUCUUCCAAGUGUGAGAGGCAACGUGUAUAUGUGUCAGUGUCCCGUUAAUAUUUGCAUCAUCUUUGCCAAUAUUUGCAGUGAAACAAAUGAAUCUGCGCUGAAAUCUGCCUUUUUUUUAACAUAGUCUUGUUCAAUUUGCUGCCCUACAUAUUAUACUCUAUGAUCGUUUUUGAUAAUAUGCCCAUCCCUAGUAUGUUAAACAUUAAGAUUAGGUUUAUGAUAAUUAAGAUGAGGCCUGAAUUUAACUUCUCAAAAAAAAAAAAUCUGCAAUGACUACUAGAAAGUGGUUUCCCUCCUUACAGUUACCCCAUUGUUUCACUAGAUGGAGCUGUUUGUCAACCAUUGAAACACAUUUACACAACUAUGGUCUUGUGAAGGGAGUGUUUAACAGUGUUGACGUCUUCAGUACUAAUGUGGUGGUUGCCAAUUAUAAAACCAAUUUGCCAUGAAUUAAAAAAAAGUAAAAUCAGACCUCUGUCAGGUUAUCGUCACCAGUAUUUGUACUGAUUCAAACUAUUUGUGUUGUCCAGGCAACUGAAAUGCUUUACUACUGACAUUCACUUCCAAGAGCUCUACUUAUGCACAGAUAUGCAGAGCCUUACACAAAAUUAAACGGUUUUUACUCAUAUCAGUCCUGUAAUUCUGGUUGUGCAGUCGUGUGUUAAAACAUCUCAGUAUCUCAGGAAAAGGAGACAUUUGACCGUGUUUUUACUGUUGGUAUUUGAAUCACCAUAUAAGACUUGUAAACAACCCUAACUCCUGAUAUUUGGGUGCACACAAUAUUAACCCUGCUCCUCAACGCCCAUCUGACAUCUACUGUGAUCUAUCUGUGUUCUCAGGAAUGUGAGUAAGUUUUUUUUCUGUAUAAACAACUUUGUUUUUCAAUGAAGAAUGAACAAUAAAACACAUCUUUUUAUAA